UUUGGUUCGCGGUGUGUGGAGGCCGCGGAGCCUCGGGCUGGAGUAGCCGGUCCCCGGGAAGCUGAGGAGACGGGCGGCCUCCGCUGCCGAGGGUCUCCUAGUUUCCACUGAGCUGCUUUCAGUUUCUCUCAUAUUUUCCCACUGCAACUACAACCCUCAUCGGGAAGCUGGUAACCUUGGUCGUUUCCAUGUCACUCUGCACACUUGUGGGACUACAGUUCUCAGCAUGCCCCGUGGAGCUAUUAAUGACUACCACUCUCAGCAGGCGCUGACGGACUUAUUCGCCCUGCACAGGAACUACCAUUUUCAGCAUUCUUCUUCUUCUUCCCCUUUUUUACUUUUGCAGACCAUUAACUACAUAUCCAAAAUUCUGUGAUUGUCGGCUCAUAUAAGGGAAUGUCUCGGAAUUAUUCCUGGAAACGCUGACACAUCCACGUACCACAUGGAGCAUCUCGCGUAUAUAGAACUUAUGAGUGGUAGAUCACAUCUUCCCUUAUCAGAAGAUCCGAGUAACCAUUACUUAUCCAUCUGCCUGAAGACACCUCACAGGACAAGGAGUGAACCGGCCUCAGAGGGCAAUCCUCACAUGGCCUCUGCAACCGUCCCCAUCUCUUCUCCGCCUGGAUCCAUAGACACAAACCAACCCGGAUUCAAGAAGGAAAUCCUCAGGGUGAAGCUAGAAGGGAAGUACCUGUGCUCCGACUGCAAGAAUAUCCUGAGGAGGCCCUUCCAGGCCCAGUGCGGACAUCGCUACUGCUCCUUCUGUCUGAGAAAGAUUAUCAGCUCCGGACCACAGAAGUGCGCAGCCUGCAUCCAGGAAGGUAUAUUUGAGGAAGGAGUCUCCAUUUUGGAAAGUACCACAGCAUUUUCAGAUAACGCUGCCCGCCGGGAGGUGGAGGGUCUGCCCGCUGUCUGCCCCAUCAAUGGCUGUGACUGGAAGGGGACUAUCAAAGAGUAUGAGGCCCUUCAUGAAGGCAAGUGCCUGCACAUGCUGGUACCUUGUCCGGCGUGCAAGACGCUAAUCAGGGCGACCGAUCGAGACUGGCACAAUGAGCGAGAAUGCCCCGAGCGCAAACUGAACUGCAGAUACUGCAAACUCUCCUUUUACUUCCCAGAAAUUAAGGCUCACGAUGAAAUCUGUCCCAAGUACCCAAUGACUUGUGACGGCUGCGGAAAGAAGAAGAUCCCCAGAGAAAAGUUUCAGGACCAUGUAAAGACAUGUGGCCGGUGCCGAGUACCAUGCCGCUAUCUAGUCGCCGGCUGCACAGAGAUGGUGGAAAAUGACAAGUGCUUAGAACACGAGAAUAAGUACUUGGCCGAACAUUUGGCGCAAGUGUGGGAGUACAUCCAGCCGCGCAGAAAGGAGCUGAGCGACAUCACUCAUCGUAUAGGAAUGAUCUCCGUGCAGGGCAUCCCCAACUCGCUCAGCAGCCUGUCCUCCGUGGCAUCAAUGGCGGCUGAUGUCUCCAAGGCUCCUGACCUGCUGCGCCAGUUUGAAGUGGUGGACAAAAAGAGCGUGAUCCUAGAGAAUAUCGUAUGUGUCCUCAAUAAAGAGGUGGAGAGAUCGAGCAUGGCUUUGGAGGAGGCUGUAAGGCAGCGCAGGACGGACCAGGAGAAGAUUGACACCCUUAAUGCGAAGGUGCGGCAGCUGGAGCGCACGCUGGGUCAGAAGGAAGUGCAGCUGGCAGACCUGGAGACCCGGGUUCAGGAGGCAGAGCUGUCCACGUAUGACGGGAUAUUUGUCUGGAAAAUUACUGAUUUUGCAAAAAAACGUCAGGACGCCAUCGUGGGCCGAUGUCCGGCCAUGUUUUCUCCACCAUUUUACACCAGCAAAUACGGCUACAAGAUGUGCUUACGGAUCUAUCUGAAUGGAGACGGCACCGGGCGAGGAACUCACCUUUCCCUUUUCUUUGUGGUCAUGAAGGGGCCAAGUGAUGCUUUACUGCGGUGGCCAUUUAAUCAGAAGGUCACCUUGAUGUUGUUGGAUCAGAAUAACCGUGAACACGUCAUAGACGCCUUCAGGCCGGACAUCACGUCCUCGUCUUUCCAGAGGCCAGUAAGCGAGAUGAACAUCGCUAGCGGGUGUCCUCUCUUUUGUCCCCUCUCCAAGCUGGAUGGCAAAAAUUCUUACAUCCGGGAAGAUAACAUAUUCAUCAAAGUCAUUGUAGACCUCACUGGUCUCUAGAGCGAGAUGAAAUCCACGGAGGUGGAAUUAUUCCUUCUGUGUCGGUGGAAGCUCUGAAGCCGCUCUGUAGACAAGAGCGACGACUGCAGCCGAAGCUUUUGUGCUACAGUUAGGCCUCUUUCACACGAGCGUGACAGAUUGGCUCCGGAUGCGUUCAGGGUGCGUUCAGUGAAACUCGCACCAUUUUACAAGCAAGUUCAGUCAGUUUUGUCUGCGAUUGUGUUCAG
Bufo gargarizans (Asiatic toad) is the source of this 2412-nucleotide messenger RNA. It is a transcript of the gene TRAF2, whose product is annotated as TNF receptor associated factor 2. Gene Ontology annotation, biological process: regulation of apoptotic process; protein K63-linked ubiquitination; tumor necrosis factor-mediated signaling pathway. Lineage: Eukaryota; Metazoa; Chordata; Amphibia; Anura; Bufonidae. Bases 443 to 2185 code for a protein of 580 amino acids. Gene Ontology annotation, cellular component: cytoplasmic side of plasma membrane; cytosol; plasma membrane signaling receptor complex. The record is from RefSeq and is a predicted model, not a curated record. Gene Ontology annotation, molecular function: zinc ion binding; ubiquitin protein ligase binding; ubiquitin-protein transferase activity. The transcript has 12 exons.